Toxorhynchites rutilus septentrionalis is the source of this 3090-nucleotide messenger RNA. It is a transcript of the gene Drgx, whose product is annotated as diencephalon/mesencephalon homeobox protein 1. Gene Ontology annotation, molecular function: RNA polymerase II transcription regulatory region sequence-specific DNA binding; DNA-binding transcription factor activity, RNA polymerase II-specific. The record is from RefSeq and is a predicted model, not a curated record. Bases 1007 to 2383 code for a protein of 458 amino acids. NCBI's taxonomy places the organism in Eukaryota, Metazoa, Arthropoda, Insecta, Diptera, Culicidae. The transcript is spliced from 9 exons. Gene Ontology annotation, biological process: regulation of transcription by RNA polymerase II.
GAGCAAACUGAUUACAGGAUCAUAUUUUGAUUGAAUUUCGCUCGCUCUCUCGUUUCGUCGUACACUGGAUGCGAGUUCCUGCUCACUCACACGCAUAACUUUCCCAGCAUCAUCCACCCUCAUCACAGGCUCGGGUGGAAAAUUAUUACCGGUUUUAUAUCGGUUUUCAUUCAAUUGUAUUCGUCUCUCCACGCAUCCAUCCUCUCUCGCUCUCCGUAGCUUUUCCGCGCGGCACGAGUUCCUAAACAGCUGAACGGUGGAGGAUCGCAGGCAAAGUGUCGUGCGCCCGUCGCCAGCAUUCUCGCUAUAAUCGCUGUCAUCCCUCCAUGAUAUCAUCCGCACAUACUCGCAGAUGGCAACGAUGAUGAUGAUGCUGAUGAUGCUGUCGAUGAUGAGGACUUGAACUCUGAAUGCGGAACGCUGGCAAUUGGAUAACACGACCCGACCAACACAGCGUGUGCGAGGGACCGCGCUGGUUGAUUCCAAUCGUGAACGUCGUCGCGGAUAGACGUGUUUCGGGCCUCGAACAGUGUCGAGAGUUCUGCGUUUGAAUUCACCUCCGUGUCGAAGAGUCAGGUGUUCGCGAAAUCGGAUUCGAUGCUCUUUCAACGGAAGUGUUUGAUAUUGUGAUUCUGUGUGUCACGACAAAAUUGUAGCCGAAAAAUCUGUUGUGAGACCUUCCGGUAAAAAUUAAAAGAAUUGUGCAAUUUACCCCAACGAAAAUUGAAAAUUCUAUUCGUAGUUGGAAAACUGUGCAUGUACAAAAACAUAGUUAGACAAACAGCAUUUUGUGUAAUUGAUUGGUGAAGUGUGGCUGCAAAUUGCAAAUUGAAUAGAGAAGUGCAUUUCUAAAAUCGGAAAUUUAAACAUUGAUUAGACAUACACGUAUUUACGAAGUAACGGAACAUCUCUCCAGGAUUAUAGUUAAGCAGGCCUAAGCCUGCUGGAAGCAUUCAAAAUUUUCACGGACGGGAAUAAGCUGGGUUCCGCAACAGCGGGUCGUGGAAUGUUUUGCUAUCACUGUCCUCCAUCACUGCAUCCUGCAGGACCCCAUCCGCCACGGUUACCUACGCUUGAGUACCCGUUCGCACCGACCCAUCCAUACACCAGCUAUUCAUACCAUCCCGCUAUCCACGACGAAAGUUUCGUCCGAAGGAAACAGCGACGAAACAGGACAACCUUCACACUGCAACAGUUGGAAGAGCUGGAGACUGCCUUCGCCCAAACCCAUUAUCCAGACGUAUUCACCAGAGAGGACCUAGCGAUGAAAAUCAACCUUACCGAGGCCAGAGUUCAGGUCUGGUUUCAGAAUCGACGAGCCAAAUGGCGCAAGGCCGAGCGCCUGAAGGAAGAACAGAGGAAACGGGGCGAUGGUUCCGAUCCGCAGUUAUUGAAUGACAAGUUGGAAACCGACAGUCGUGAUUCAAGCCCGGACAUAACGGGCGAUGUGGAUGAUGAUGAUAUGCGUAGCUCCAGUGCGCCACCCAUGAGUCCGAGGGUUGAUUCGGAGCCCGACAGACCACACUCCGGUACUCAUAUACAUUCGAUGACACAAUCUGGGUCUAACAGUGCUGGGACACCGUCACCUGGAUUGAAAUACUCUCAUCAAGCGGAACUAAGUCCCACGCCCUCCACUUCGGCUGACUCUCCGAUCGAGGUUGGAGGGCCCAUUUCCCUCACAACGUCAACACGUGCUUCAACGGAAGAUUCCAGUCCUUUGCCAGCUGUCAGCACAAAUGGGUCCAGCUCCGUACCCACCAGCAGCAGUUCGCACAAUUUCAGCAGUCAUCUCUUCGGCAGCUUCAGCGAGAGCAACGGAGGAUUCCGCCCGGUGCUAGAUAAUGGCCAGCCAAGAACUACCCCACCGUUGUUUCUGCCACCACAUUUGGCCUCGCUUGGAUCGCAAUUUGCACCACCACUUUUUCCAAAUUUGAAAGGUACCUCCACCCCCACCUGCACAUCAUCGUCCCACUCGAUGGCUACGACGGGAACGACUCACAGCAGCGCGCUUGGUGCAGCCGAUCCCCGCUCAUCCUCCGUUGCGGAGCUUCGUCGGAAGGCUCAGGAGCAUUCCGCUGCACUUCUGCAUUCGUUACAAGCGGCUGCAGCCGCCGGUUUGGCUUUCCCCGGAUUCCAUCUGCCUCCCCUAUCGCUGCACAAUGCCCUCAACAGCGGCCGUAAGCCAUCCGAUUUCAUUAGCGACCUGUCGAUGCACCAUCAUCUGAGCAAUCAUGUCACCGGGAUGGCAUCGACACUCGGAACUCCUACCAUGAACAACAACAACAAUAACAGCAUCAACAUCAACUCGAAUACCGCUAGCAACGCUUCCAGCGAACGGGAAUCAUCACCCCGGCGCAACGGUGACAAAUCCGUCAGCGAUUAAUUGGAGGAUUAGCAGAUCUCGCUCGAUUGUGAUGCUGCUAGUCUUGUGUUGGUGAUUUUGUGUAAAUACUUAAAUACCGAUUGGAAUAGAACCUUUUCUCCGAUCAAAUGGAUGCGCUAAUUAUAGAAGCAUAACGCGUAGUGAGAGUAGGUUAUGAACACUUCACGACAACUUGCAAUAAACUAGUACUAAGUGAGAUCAAUAUGCUUACCCAUCAUUACUUAACAUAGUUCUUUAGAAAAAAAUGCUAUCGGAUAGAUAUCUAGUAGAUAUAGGAUUGAUGUAACCGUAGCCAAAUUGCGAAUACUCUAGACCUCCCCGAGUAGGUGCGUAAUUCCACACGCAAAAUAUUCUAUAUUGUUCGUCGAGAUUGUUUUUUGUAAAUAUCACAAACACUGUCUAUAGCACACAUACACACCAAACGGAAUCAAAACUAGCGUUCAAAAAUAUAUACGAGAAAAAUAAGAAUGUACAAUAUAAACUAAUAAACAGUCGCCAUUCACCCUGGUGUAAGUAAAACAUUAUUGUAGUAAACUGCGAGCGCUGAGGCUCGGCUUGUUCGAAAUUCAUUAACUGCAUUUAAAAUGAACUAUGAAAUUAUAUGCCAUUUGGUGAAAUAAUAAAAAUCCAAUUAGGAGAAUAGACGAUGUGAUUUUUCUAUUAUUAUCCGAUGAACUGGUUCCACUGGUAAUGUAAUAAUAUUCACG